CGUGCAACAACAACUAGACUAACGGCAACGGCAACAGAAGCAGCAGCACCAAUAACAACAACGACAACAAAACCAACAAGGAGAGCGAAAAAUCAUGAGCGAGAAACGAAUUGCGCACAAAACUGUCAUCAAAUGACAAAUGCUUGACAGCAUCAAUCAGCAACAGCAACGGCGACGGCAACAGCGACAGCAACUGCGACGCCAACAGCGACGGCGACGGCGACAGAGAUGGUAGUGCAUGGCCGGCGCCGCCGCCGCAAGCUUAUACACAGCGACGCCGGCAGAGCAGCAGCAGCAGCAAAGGUAACAGCCGGCGGUUUCAAGCAUGAUCUGUUCGCAUUGCAGCUGCCGCUACCGCUGUCGCUGCCUCUGCUGCUGCUGUUGUCUCUGCUGCUGAUGCGCGUCACAGCAGCGCUGUCGACGCCGACGUCGCUGCAUUUAAAUGAAACCAAAGAAAUGCGUAACACUGCCAAGCAACUUAACGGCAUAAGUGUCUACAAUAUGUCUACCACGCCCGCAGCCACGCCCACAGCCACGCCCACAGCAACCGCCCCCGGCAUUAGGGAAAACGUUAUGCUGCCCUCAUCGGAUCCGGAGCGUGAGGCGCAAAUACUGUACGAGAAAUCGCUGCAGGAAUAUCACGGCAGCCAGCACGCCAAGGCAACGGCUGCUGCUGCUGCUGCUGCUGCGGCUGCCGGUGGUAAUAGCGACGUCGACGUCAGCAGCAACUCCAACAGAACAAAUGCACACACUGUGCACAGCGUCUGCGAGCUGUGGCUGCUGAAGCAUUGCCACUGCACCGGCAGCCUCGAGAAUUUGAGGCUGAGCUGCCGCAGCAUUGGCAUCCUGGCUGUGCCUGUUAAUUUACCCAGCGAGGCUGUAAUUCUCGACUUGGGUAACAACAAUUUGACCAGAUUGGAGGCUAAUUCAUUUUUCAUGGUGCCACAUCUCGAGGAGCUAACAUUGUCGGACAAUAGCAUCAUUAAUAUGGAUCCGUAUACGUUUUACGGCUUAGCCAAAUUGAAGCGUUUAAACUUGCAAAAUUGCGGCCUUAAAGCGCUCGCGCCGCAUUCCUUUCAAGGACUCAGCCAGCUUGUCAGCCUUCAAUUGAAUGGCAACGCCCUGGUCAGCCUGGAUGGCAACUGUUUGGGCAACCUGCAGCAGCUGCGCUCCUUGCGCCUCGAGGGGAAUCUCUUCUAUCGCAUUCCGACAAACGCUUUGGCCGGACUCAAAACUCUAGAAGCACUCAAUUUGGGCAGCAAUUUGUUGACAAUAAUAAACGAUGAGGACUUUCCACGAAUGCCAAAUUUGAUCGUGCUUUUACUAAAGCGAAAUCAAAUCAUGAAAAUCUCUGCGGGUGCUCUAAAGAAUUUAACGGCCUUAAAAGUUUUAGAGCUGGAUGAUAAUUUGAUAAGCAGUUUGCCGGAGGGACUUGGCAAAUUGCCGCAGCUUCAGGAGCUCUCCAUGACAAGCAAUCGCAUACGCUGGAUAAACGAUACGGAGCUACCGCGUAGCAUGCAAAUGUUGGAUAUGCGAGCGAAUCCUCUAUCCACGAUCACAGCGGGCGCCUUUCGGGGCAUGACCAAGCUGCGAAAGCUUAUACUCUCCGAUGUACGCACCUUGCGGCACUUUCCCGAACUGGAGGCUUGCCAUGCCCUGGAGAUACUUAAGCUGGAUCGCGCCGGCAUUCAGGAGGUGCCAUCGAAUCUGUGUCGUCAGACGCCAAGACUGAAGAGUUUAGAACUUAAAACCAAUUCCCUGAAAAGCAUCCCAAAUUUAAGUAGCUGCAGAGACUUAAGGCUGUUAGAUCUAUCGAGUAAUCAAAUUGAGACGUUACAAGGACGACCUUUCCAUGGACUUAAGCAGCUGCACGACCUGCUGCUCUCCUAUAAUCGCAUCAAGACACUGCCGCAGGAUGCCUUUCAGGGCAUACCCAAGCUGCAGCUGCUCGAUCUGGAGGGCAAUGAGAUAGCUCACAUACACAAGGAUGCGUUUGCCGCUUUUACCGGUCUCGAGGAUCUCAAUUUGGGCAAUAAUAUAUUUCCCCAGCUGCCAGAGGCUGGUUUGCGUGGCCUGCUGCACUUGAAGACUUUCAACAAUCCAAAACUGCGUGAAUUCCCACCGCCCGAUACGUUUCCACGCAUCCAAACGCUAAUUCUCUCGUAUGCGUACCAUUGUUGCGCCUUUCUGCCUCUGGUGGCAAUGUCUGCACAGCGCAAGACCUCCCAGGUCCAGGAGGCGGUGCUCUUUCCCUCCGAUGCGGAGUUCGAUAUGACAUUGUGGAACAACAGCAUGAUGAACAUUUGGCCACAAAUGCACAAUCUCAGCAAGCAGCUGGGCGCUGCCAUGCACGACCUGUGGGACUCGCCGAUGAACAACUACAACCUGAACGAGGACGCGCAGCAGGUGCCGACGGGCAGUCAGUUGGCCAACAGCUACAUGGAGGAGUACUUCGAGGAGCAUGAUAUGAGUGCGCCCGGCACUGGCUAUGGACUAGGCACCGGACUGUUCAGUGGCAUUACGGCCGAUGACUUCCAGCCGGGCUCCGUGCAGUGUCUGCCCAUGCCGGGGCCAUUUCUGCCCUGCGCGGAUCUCUUUGACUGGUGGACGUUGCGCUGCGGCGUUUGGGUGGUCUUUCUUCUGGCGCUGCUCGGCAACGGCACCGUCGUCUUCGUGCUCAUCUGCUCCAGAUCGAAAAUGGAUGUACCGCGCUUUCUGGUCUGCAAUCUGGCCGCAGCCGACUUCUUUAUGGGCAUCUAUCUGGGCAUUCUGGCCAUUGUGGAUGCAGCGACAUUGGGCGAGUUUCGCAUGUUCGCAAUACCCUGGCAAAUGUCGCUGCUCUGUCAGUUUGCCGGGUUUCUGGCUGUGCUGAGCUCAGAGCUGUCUGUCUAUACGCUGGCAGUGAUCACGCUGGAGAGGAAUUAUGCGAUUACCCAUGCGAUACAUCUGAACAAGAGACUUUCGCUGCGCCAGGCGGGCUAUAUAAUGAGCGUGGGCUGGAUCUUUGCCUUCUGCAUGGCGCUGCUGCCGCUGCUGGGCGUCUCCGAUUAUCGCAAGUUUGCCGUCUGCCUGCCCUUCGAGACGACGACGGGCGUGGCCAGUCUGACGUAUGUGAUUAGCCUGAUGUUCAUCAAUGGCUGCGCCUUUCUCACCCUAAUGGGCUGCUAUCUGAAGAUGUAUUGGGCCAUUCGCGGCAGCCAGGCCUGGAAUACGAACGAUUCGCGCAUUGCGAAGCGCAUGGCCCUGCUGGUCUUCACGGACUUCCUCUGCUGGUCACCGAUUGCAUUUUUCUCGAUAACGGCCAUAUUCGGACUGCAGCUCAUCUCGCUGGAGCAGGCGAAGAUCUUUACGGUGUUCGUGUUGCCGCUGAACAGCUGCUGCAAUCCGUUCCUCUAUGCCAUCAUGACCAAGCAGUUCAAGAAGGACUGCGUGACGCUCUGCAAGCACUUUGAGGAGACGCGCGUCAUAGGUGCCGCUGGCGGUGCAGCCGCAGCGGGAGGCGGUGGCGGUGCAGGAAUCAGUGCCGCACGUGCUGCGCGUGGUAAACGUGGUGCUGGAGAGCUGCCGCCGCCUCUGCUGCCCGCUGCUGCUGGAGUCGCUCAUCCGCCUGGUUGCCGGUGCUUGCGCAUGCUGCCCAGCGAGAUGCCCAACUGGCAUAAGAUAGAGCAGACGCCGACGCUGUGGCAGCGCUUGAAGCGUCUCUGCUGUGGCCAGCGGCAGCGACGCAAGCAGCGACGGCAGCCGCAGCAGCGACGUCAGAGGGCCUACACCGCCGCUGCGGCCAAUCCGUAUCAAUAUCAGUUUGCGGAGCUGCGACAACAGCGCAAAAAUCGCGCCAGCUCCAUAUCCAGCGAGAAUUUCUGCAGCUCUCGCAGCUCCAGCUGGCGACAUGGCACCAACUCUUCGACGCCGGCCCCGCAGUCCAAUUGCAGCAUGCCGCUAAAGCUGAUGGAGCCGGGACAGGGGCAUACGCACGGCAGGCGCAGGCACUCGGCUUGGCUGAUCACACGGAAGACCUCACAGGACUCGAAUUUGUCCAGUUCACGCAACGAUUCAUCGGCAUCGGCUACAACGGCCAGCACCUCCACAUUCCGUUUAUCGCGCUCCAGUGCCGGUAGCAGCACGCCGCUACCCUCAAUAAUAGCUCACAAUGGCAAACAGCAGCACGAUACGCUGACUAAGCCGCGUCUGGUGCGCCAGGAGGCGGUGCAGGAGGAGGAGGACUCAUCGCCGCCACGCCUUGGUGUACGCUUUCUGCCCACCAUACCCUCCGCCGCGGACAGUUCGGUCAUUAUGGAAGACGGCGAUUCGGCCAGUGCGGCAGCUGGCAAUGCCAUAUUGGGCAUGCCGCAGCCAGGUGACUCGAGCGGAUUUCUGCUAGCUCCGCCGGCCCAGCUGCAGCCAGAGAAGCCGCCGCCAGUACCCAAUGAUGCGCCGCCAUGACGGAUGCCAGACUUCUGGGGCAGCUGGAGACGACGGCAUGAGGAGACCUACCUGUAAUCGGAAGGGGGAACAGAAAGCUCACUGUGUUCAUAGAUUGUAUAGCGCGGGGACAACGGGACAGAUAUUUUGGGGAGUGGGGCAUAGUGUAAUAACGGAACAUGGCCAUGUGAUGCCACCCAGAGCAUCCGCUAACAUAUAUAUAAUUAAUCUUAAGUAGUCAAUUUCUUUGGGUUCGAGUCAAGGAUUUCGUUUAAAUACACACACACAUACACACUUACAAGUAUUCUGUACUACAUAUAUGUAUAUGUAAUUUAUUAAUUAGUUUAGUUCUCGGUUUGAUAGGCUAGUUGAGCCCAGCAUAUUUAGUGUUUACACUAGCAUAGUAAAUAGAUGUCUAUAUUUCGAUAUGCGCGUAAAAUAUUUAGAAAAUGCUAAGCAUUUGUCGACAUUACUUGAAGAACUUACUUGCAGUUAGUUCUAUAUAUACACAUACACACACAUAUAUAUAUGUUGAAACAAAAAUGAAACCAAGCCAUAAUAUACAAUAUUAAAGUUAAUCUAUUUACGAUAA
Drosophila mojavensis is the source of this 5014-nucleotide messenger RNA. RefSeq names its product leucine-rich repeat-containing G-protein coupled receptor 6 (gene rk). Gene Ontology annotation, molecular function: protein binding; protein-hormone receptor activity; G protein-coupled receptor activity. The record is from RefSeq and is a predicted model, not a curated record. NCBI's taxonomy places the organism in Eukaryota, Metazoa, Arthropoda, Insecta, Diptera, Drosophilidae. Bases 229 to 4443 code for a protein of 1404 amino acids. Gene Ontology annotation, biological process: G protein-coupled receptor signaling pathway. The transcript has 14 exons. Gene Ontology annotation, cellular component: membrane.